AGAAUGAAUCCCAGGGACUCCAAGGCUCAGGCCACAUCCCCAGGUUCUUGAGUUUCCGUCUUGACCAGUGACUCCUGCUGGAGGUUGGGGACCUUGAGUUGGGGUAUUGCUGGGCUGGGUGACACUUCCCUUUCUCCCAAUGACUGUUCCCAGAGGUGUUUCUUUACCAAUACCUGGGCUCCAUCAGGUCCCAGUGAGAAAAUCCUGGCAAUGAGCAGCUGGAACCAAAUGUCCGUGCCACCAUCAUACAGCUCAAUUGUGUGGCUACCUGUGUUAUGAUUAUCUGCCUUGGGCACCCAAGCAUGAUGGCCCAGGACAGGGCCAAAGUGGUGGAGCACUGGGUUAAGGUGGCCAAGGAGUGCAGAACCCUGGAGAACUUCUCCCUACAUGCCAUCUUGUCGGGUCUGGAGAGCAUGAAUGUCCAUCGCCUAAAGAAGACAUGGAGAGAAGUUUCCAGGUGUGUGGGCCUCUUCCAUCAGAGGAUUGGGUGUCUUCCAUAUGUCUCCCAAUGUCCCCUUACCUCCUGGGAGGCAGCCAACCCUGGGGACAGGGACUGGGUUGGUGGGUGGAGUGUCUAAGCCUCCCUGGGACCUCAGGCCACCAACUGUGUUUCAGGAGUCUGUUUCCUUAAAUGUCAGACUGCAUUGAGAAAA
Molecule: messenger RNA, 653 nt
Organism: Miniopterus natalensis
Lineage: Eukaryota; Metazoa; Chordata; Mammalia; Chiroptera; Miniopteridae
Source: RefSeq, a predicted model, not a curated record